This is a messenger RNA of Auxenochlorella protothecoides, 975 nucleotides long. Its product is annotated as Phosphatidylinositol N-acetylglucosaminyltransferase subunit A. The transcript has 7 exons. Gene Ontology annotation, molecular function: phosphatidylinositol N-acetylglucosaminyltransferase activity. The coding region runs from base 1 to 975 and encodes 324 amino acids. Gene Ontology annotation, biological process: GPI anchor biosynthetic process. Gene Ontology annotation, cellular component: glycosylphosphatidylinositol-N-acetylglucosaminyltransferase (GPI-GnT) complex. NCBI's taxonomy places the organism in Eukaryota, Viridiplantae, Chlorophyta, Trebouxiophyceae, Chlorellales, Chlorellaceae. The record is from RefSeq and is a predicted model, not a curated record.
AUGGAUCGUCCCAAGCUCAGCAUCCUCAUGGUCAUCUACCUCCCCCGCCGCCCCUUCGUCCUGGAGAACACCCUGCCCACCUUCUUCGGCCUGUACCCGGCGCUGCACAGGAUUCUGGCCACCGAGCGCGUCGGCGUCCUGCACGCCCACCAGGCCUUCAGCACCAUGGCACACGAGGCCGUGAUGGCCGCGCGCUGCGCAGGCUGCGCCACCGUGUUCACCGACCACUCCCUGUUCGGUUUUGCGGACCUGGGCUCCAUCGCGCUGAACAAGGCCAUGAAGCACAGCCUUGCGGAUGUGUCUGCCGCCAUCUGCGUGUCCCACACCAGCAAGGAGAACACGGUGCUGAGGGCCUGCCUGCCCCCCAGCCUCGUCUCUGUCAUCCCCAACGCCGUGGACGCCGCGCUGUACACUCCCGACCUUGGCCAGCGGCAGCCGGGACGCAUCACCGUCGUGGCGCUCAGCCGCAUGGUCUACAGGAAGGGCAUCGACCUGCUGGCCGGAAUCCUCCCCCGCUUCCUGGCACGCCACCCCAAAGUCGACUUCAUCAUUGGUGGAGACGGCCCGAAGCUGCCGGGCUUGAGACGGGCAGUGUCGGAGGCGGGCUUGGGGCCGCGGGUCGAGUUUCUGGGUCACGUGAAACCCGAGGCAGUGCGCUCCGUGCUUGUGCGAGGCCACCUCUUCCUGAACUGCUCCCUCACGGAAGCCUUCUGCAUGGCCAUCGUGGAAGCUGCGGCUGCAGGCCUGCUGGUGGUCUCGACGAGGGUCGGAGGCGUGCCCGAGGUGCUCCCCUCUGACAUCCUGCUGCUCGCAGAGCCCUCCUGCGACGGCAUCCUGGAGGCACUGGAAACCGCCCUGGUCACCCUGCCCACCAUUGAUCCCUGGAGGCAGCACCAAGCGGUUCGAGAGAUGUACAGCUGGCGAAGCGUGACCCAGCGGACAGAGGAUGUCUACUACAGGGCAGUGCAGCACUGA